This is a messenger RNA of Camelus dromedarius (Arabian camel), 5077 nucleotides long. It is a transcript of the gene CCP110, whose product is annotated as centriolar coiled-coil protein 110. Bases 1152 to 4193 code for a protein of 1013 amino acids. Gene Ontology annotation, biological process: ciliary basal body organization; centrosome duplication; regulation of cytokinesis. The transcript is spliced from 16 exons. Gene Ontology annotation, cellular component: centriole. NCBI's taxonomy places the organism in Eukaryota, Metazoa, Chordata, Mammalia, Artiodactyla, Camelidae. The record is from RefSeq and is a predicted model, not a curated record.
AAUAAGCUGGGGUCAGAGCCGAGGAACCACCUCCUGUUGAUAAAACUGUUUAGGCCGCUUUUCUCGCGAGGGAAGCGUCCCCAGGGUGUGCACUGGCCAUUUCUGAACGCCAGUUACCACCAACCAAAGGUCCUAGGAGUGCUGUUUACUCUGCCUUUGCGACUCUCUAGGGGCAUAAGCGUGAGGAUAAAAAAGCAAAUUCUCUUCAUUGCCCCUGAUGCUGCUAGGUGGUUCCCAUCCUUUGGUUCUGUCUCGUUAUAAUCCUAAUUCCCUACCCCAAUUUAGGCAAAUGGCAGGCCCCUAGCGACUGAUUUAAUGGGGAGGGGUCUGACACAGCAAGAUGAGGAAGCUGUUGUCCCCUUUACCAUGUUUUAAAGUUAAAUUUGAAUCUUACCAGGAACCAAACACUGACGUUGUCCUCCAGGAGCUUAUAAACGCUUUUUAAAUGGUUGAAAAAAAAAUCAAAAUCAUCUCCAUCGUCUUCGUAAUAAAAGCCGCUCCCAUCUAUUGAUACUUUCUGCUUGUCCGGUAGUAUAGUGAUUGCCAUACGUGUGUUAGUUCCUUGAAUUCUCACAGACUCUCUUUGAGACAGAUGUGCUGAUUAUCCCUAUUUUACAAAUGAGGAAACUGAGGCACAGAGAUGGUAAGUGAAUUGCCAAGAACAGACAGCUAGUAUGUGCCUGAAUGAGAAACAUUUUCCCCCUUUAUUGCCUCUACAAGAUGUUUAUGUCUUUGGGAGGACUGAUGGGUAAACAGCCAGCUAGGAUCUGAAAACAAGGCAAGAUGUGUUCUGUGUUACUUUUACCAUUCCUUUCAGUUACAUUUCUGAUAGAGCUCUGAUAAGGAGCAGGUAGCAGAGCCAUGAGUCUAUGGGGUUUGCAAAGAGGCUCAUUUGUAGGAGGGGCAUGGUCUACACGGAGAAGACAAGGCAUGCCUGAACUUGAUGCAGCCAACAAAUUAUUAAUUCAAGUGGACCAGUAAUGCCUGAUGUGCCUACUGUGUGCAGACACUGUCCUAUGUAAUGGGGAUUUAGUGGUGAGCAAGACUGAGAAGGUACUGCUGCUUAUGGAGCUUACAUUUUGGUGGAGGAAGACAGACAAAAACCAAGGAAAUAAACAAGAUAAUUUCAGAUAGUGUGUGAUUGUGGGAAGAUGGAGGAGUAUGAGAAAUUUUGUGAGAGAAGUCUUGCCAGACUCCAAGAAGCAUCACUACCCACAGAGAGCUUUCUACCUGUCCAGUCUGAAAGCAUCUCACUCAUUCGCUUCCAUGGAGUGGCUGUGCUUUCUCCACUGCUUAAUAGUGAGAAAAGGAAGGAAAUGCAACAAGAAAAGCAGAAAGCACUUGAUGUAGAAGCAAGAAAGCAGGUCAAUAGGAAGAAAGCUUUACUGACUCGUGUCCAGGAGAUUCUUGAAAAUGUUCAGGUUAGGAAAGCACCUAAUGCCAGUGAUUUUGAUCAGUGGGAGACUGAAACCAUUUACUCUAAUUCAGAAGUUAGAAACUUGAAUGUUCCUGCUACAUUUCCAAAUAUCUUGCCAAGCCCUACUGAACACUCUGCUUUAGGAAGGUUUGAAAAGGAAACUGGAAUUUUACCAUCGAAUAAUGAGGACCAAUUUAAAUCUAAUGGGAUAGACUUAGCUAGGGACUCAGAAGAAUUUAAUUCUCUGAAGCAAUGUGAUAAUUCAAAUACUAGCCAUGCAGAAAAUGAAGCUUCUGUGAAGACCUCCUCAGCUGCUGCACAAGAGACACUUACUUCUGCUGGCCUCUUUCCAACCAAUGAAGAACAGGAUCCAUCACUUUUGGAAGAAGUUACUCUGGAUCCCUACGUAAUGAGUCUUCAGAACCUGAUGAAAAAGUCAAAGGAAUACAUAGAAAGAGAGCAAUCUAGGCGCAGUCUGAGAAGUAGCACAAAGAGGAGUGUUAAUGAGAGUCAAUCAGACAGAGAGAACGAUGCUGUUAAAGUGGCUGACUGUGUAAAGGAGAAGGCCCCGUUGAUAGGCAAACUCUGUGGUUCAGUUAUUCCUGACAAACCAAGCCUUAAUAAAUCCAAUGUUCUUCUCCAAGGUGCUUCCACUCAAGCAAGCAGUGUGAAUACAUCAGUUUUAGGUAGCUUUUCUAAAGUGGAUAUACCUGUACGGUCUGGCUAUUCCACUGCUUUAGAGCCUGAUUCUGAUUUUAAAGGCAUUCCCACUUUUGUUACUGAAAAUAAUGUUAUCAAAAGUCUUACUGGUUCAUAUGCCAAAUUACCUAGCCCAGAGCCAAGCCUGAGUCCUAAAAUGCAUCGAAGGCGUUCAAGGCCUUCAUCAGCAUGUCAUAUACUUAUAAAUAACCCAAUAAAUGCUUAUGAAUUAAGUCCUAAAAGUAAAGAACAGACAGUAGACUUAGUUGUUCAAGAUACUGAUGAAAAAGCACACGUACCUGAAACUGUGCCAAAGUUACCAACUGAUUUAGCAGGAGUUUGUUCAAGCAAGGUUUAUGUCAGCAAAAAUACAUCUGAAGCCAUACAGGAAAUGGUUUUAGGUAAAUCAAAUCAGGUAUGUCAAUCUUCAGGAAAUCAAUUAGAAAAUAAAGUUAUCCAUGGACUUGCUGUGGCGGAAGGCCAGCCAGCAUCUGAUGGGAGAGGACCACACAGCAUGGACAGUGCAUGUUCUGCAGUGCAGAGAUUGCACGAGCCAUAUGCCACCAGUCAGUGUAUAACGGGUCAAAACUUUGGAACUGUGAGUGGACUCACGUCAGCCAGCGUGCUAGAGAAAAACUCCUGCAGUUUACCAGUGGAGCUGAAUAAGUCUUACGAUGUGAAAAACCCAUCUCCUUUACUGAUGCAAAACCAGAAUACCAGACAGCAGAUGGACACCCCUACAGUGUCCUGUGGAAGUGAACAGUUUUUGGAUAACAGUUUUGAGAAAGUUAAACGGAGACUUGAUUUAGAUAUUGACAAUUUGCAAAAAGAAAACUGCCCUUAUGUCUUAACAGCUGGAAUAGCUGAACAGGAAAGGCAACAUUUGCUGGAAAAAAGAUACCCUAAGGGACCUGUCUACAUCAACAAGAAUAAAAUGAUAGAAAGUAGUUCCAAAGAAGGCGAGGAGAUAUUAAAAAGCAAGAUGUUAGCUUUUGAAGAAAUGCGGAAGAGGCUAGAAGAGCAGCAUGCCCAGCAGUUGUCACUACUCAUAGCUGAGCAGGAGAGGGAGCAGGAAAGACUGCAGAAGGAAAUAGAAGAACAGGAGAAAAUGUUAAAAGAGAAGAAGGUGAUUACGGCGGAAGCCUCUGAAUUGGACAUGAACAAUGCUGUGGACUUAGAAUGGAGAAAGAUAAGUGACUCUGGUUUGCUAGAAACAAUGCUGUCUCAAGUGGACUCACUCCAUACUUCACAUUCAAAUAGUUCUGGUUUCACAAGUUCUGCCCUGCAACAUAGCUUUGGUUCUGCAAAGGACGUACCAUUCUACCUCUGGGGAUCAUCACCUAGUGGUUUGGCCACACUCUCAGUAACAAGGCCUUUUGGAAGGGCCAAAACUAAAUGGUCUCAGGUUUUCAGCCCAGAAGUACAAGCAAAAUUUAACAAAAUAACUGCAGUAGCAAAAGGAUUUCUUACUCGUAGGCUUAUGCAGACAGAUAAGCUGAAACAACUUCGACAAACUGUAAAAGAUACUAUGGAAUUCAUAAGAAGUUUCCAGUCGGAAGCACCAUUAAAGAGAGGAGUUGUUUCAGCACAAGAUGCUUCUCUUCAGGAAAGAGUGCUCGCUCAGCUGCGGGCUGCCCUGUAUGGUAUUCAUGACAUAUUCUUUGUGAUGGGCGCAGCUGAGAGGAUGUCUAUUCUCCAUCAUGACCGAGAAGCUCGCAAGGAGAAAAUGCUCAGGCAAAUGGAUAAAGUGAGAAGUCCCCGAGUGGCUCUUUCAGCUGCAACGCAGAAGUCUCUCGAUAGGAAGAAGUACAUGAAAGCUGCAGAAAUGGGAAUGCCAAAUAAGAAAUUUCUGGUUAAACAAAACCCUUCUGAAACAAGAGUCCUUCAGCCAAACCAAGGACAGAAUGCACCUGUUCAUAGGCUACUGAGUAGACAAGGAACCCCUAAGACCUCAGUGAAGGGGGUUGUGCAAAAUAGACAGAAGUCUUCACAGAGCAGAGUGCCUAACAGAGCGCCUGUUUCAGGAGUAUAUGCAGGAAAAAUCCAAAGAAAGCGGCCAAAUGUUGCGACAAUUUAAGAAGACAGCAUUCAUUAGGAUAAAAAAUGGGGGAAGGGUUAUGAUCCGUAUUGUUUCCCCUGUUCAAGCCUUUUUAUUUAACCCUGGACUCUGUUUACACAGGCAAAGUGACCGUCAAAGGACUGAGAAAUUAUCUGGAUGUUUUGGCCGAUCUGGCUAAUUCCUUCCCCAUAUGCCCAUUUUCCUCUUACCAGUAGUUUUGAGUGAAGACAAAUUAGUGUUUAGUAAUUGACUCAUUUCUGUCUUUAACCUGUACAAACAUAAGUGUUUUAUUACUCAGGUGUCUGCUGAGGACCCUUUUGUAAGCUUAAAGGACAUUUGGGUUUAUUUCUAUAAAAUACUGAAAAGGUGUGAUAUAAAUAAGAUCUGAAAUACGAAUUUCAUUCAUCUUUGCACACUGAUUGCUGAGUUUGAUAAAUUAGAUACCAUUCUACUGGGGAAAUUAUUGCAGGAGAAUAUUUUCCCUUGGUUUUGUAACAUUAAAAACUCUGAUUAAGCUCUCAUAUUCUUGGACUUAGAGUAUAACCACAUAGCAUAAAACACUGCCUGCUGAUUGUGGUCCAUCUAAAAUUUACCACAGAAGUUGCUGGGUGACACCAUUUUGGUCACAAGUACAUACUCCUCUCAACAACUAGUUGUCUUACAGAAAUGUUAGGCUUAAUGUAUGUUACCCCAGUACUGUUAGAAACGUUUCUACUUAAUUGGAAAAUAUUUCUGUGGGGGGUAAUGCAUUUGGGGAAGACAGCCCAAUCUUCUUGAAUGUAGCUUAGGAAAGAAUGCAUUGUUACAUCCAUUUCUAUAAAACAGAGUAACAUGUUGCAUGCAGUUAUAUUUUCUAUUUAGUCUUCUUAUUUUGUUUCUUCAUAGUCUGCUUUUUUUUUUUA